GUGGAUGCGAUGCAUUAUGCAUACGGCGCGUCAGUGUCACUCUGAACUGUGCCCUUCUGAAACUGGAGCUACCGCUCAAAGCAUGGAGUCGUUGCAGCUCUACCAGCUCCUCCUCCCCCUCCUGGCCAUUGUUGUCCCUCUCCUAUGCCUCAACCGCGCGGUGCGCCGGCGCCGGCACAGCGAGGGCGCCCGCCUGCUGCCUCCGUCUCCGUGGGCGCUCCCGGUCAUCGGCCACCUCCACCACCUCGUGGGAGACCUGCCGCACCGCGCCAUGCGCGACCUGGCGCGACGCCACGGCCCGCUCCUGCUGCUCCGCCUCGGCGGCCUCCCCGUCGUGGUCGCCUCCUCCGCGGACGCCGCGCGCGAGGUCAUGGUGGCGCGCGACGUCGACUUCGCCACGCGCCCCGUCAGCCGCAUGAUCCGCCUGUGCAUCCCCGAGGGAGCAGAGGGGAUCGUCUUCGCGCCGUAUGGUGACAAGUGGCGGCAGAUCCGCAAGAUCUGCACCGUCGAGCUGCUGAGCACCCGGCGCGUCCAGUCCUUCCGGCCCGUGCGCGAGGAGGAGGCCGGCCGGCUGCUCCAGGCGGUGGCGGCGGCCGCCGCGUCGUCUACCCCGGUGAACCUCAGCCAGCGGCUGUCGGCGUACGCGGCCGACUCGGCAGUGCGCGCCAUCAUCGGGAGCAGGUUCAAGGACCGGGAUAAGUUCCUGGUGAUGCUGGAGCGCGGGAUCAGGCUGUUCGCCAGGAUGAGCUUGCCGGACCUCUACCCGUCGUCGCGCCUCGCCAUGCUCGUCAGCCGGAUGCCGGGCCGGAUGAAGCGGCACCAGGAAAAAGGUGCCGCGUUCAUGGACGCCGUCGUCCAGGAGCACCAGGAGAACAGAGCAGCCGAUGACGACAAGGAGGACUUGCUCGACGUGCUCCUGAGGAUCCAGCGGGAAGGCCACCUGCAGUUCCCCAUGUCCAUUGACAACAUCAAGUCGGCCGUCGGGGACAUGUUCGCCGGGGGCAGUGACACGUCGGCAACCACGCUAAUCUGGACCAUGGCCGAGCUCUUGAAGAACCCCAGGGUGAUGCGGAAGGCGCAAGACGAGGUCCGGCGAGCCCUCGCCGGACAACCCAAGGUGACAGAGGACUCCCUAGGCGGCCUCAACUACAUGCGCCUGGUGAUCAAGGAGGUGCUCCGGCUGCACCCUCCGGCGCCGCUGCUGCUGCCGCGGGAGUGCAUGAACGACUGCCGGGUCCUUGGCUUCGACGUGCCCAAGGGGACGAUGGUGCUCGUCAACGCCUGGGCCAUUAGCAGGGACCCUGCCCACUGGGACGCCGCUGAGGAGUUCAUACCGGAGAGGUUCGAGCGCGGCGAGAUCGACUUCAAGGGGGCGGACAUGGAGUACACGCCGUUCGGGGCGGGCCGGCGGAUGUGCCCCGGGAUGUCGUUCGGCUUGGCCUAUGUUGAGCUCGCUCUCGCCGGGCUCCUGUACCAUUUCGACUGGGAACUGCCCGGCGGGGCGGAGGCCGGGGAGCUCGACAUGACGGAGGAGAUGGGAGUCACCGUGAGGCUGCGUCGUGACCUUCUGCUUGUUCCGGUGGUCCGAGUGCCCUUACCACUAGACUAGUGGCUAGCCAGGUUCUGCUAAUUCCCUCUCAUAAUGGAAGACAUUUCUUUUGAUAUUACUGUAGUGUGAAAAAAACGUCUUCAUGAAAGUGUACUAUAGUAGCAAGUCGGGACAUGGCAUGAUUUUUUUAUUUGAGAAAAGUCUAAAAUAAACCUUCAAUUCAUACUCAUAGUCUGAAUUGAACCUUGAUCUUUAAAUCCCUGAAACUAGCACCCUAUACUCUAUAAUCCCGGUCUGUCCCAGCUGAUUUUGCUAAAAGCCUGUUUGGGGUAUCGGGAAAAGGACGAUCCCGACCGGGAUCACACACUACUCUCACAGACUAGGGGGCCCACAUGUCAUAUUCAUCUUCCCCUACCAACACUCUCUCCAACCAAUCCAUCUUCUCUGUAGAUCCACCUCGUCACCACACCCUUCCCCCUCGAAGACAUACCCAUCGCCUCGAUGUACUGGGAGAGGCCUCGUCCCCGUCCCCGUCAACUCCAGGUCGCCAGCACCGUCGCCUGCCCUGUACGCGGCCCGUCGCCUCGAGACCCAGGCCCCGCAUCUGCUCAGAACUCGCGGGCCGGGGACGGGAAAAGGACGCCCCCAAGCUCUCUUGCACCACACAGCAGGUCACGGCCACCAGGGACCUCCCGCCGCGCCCCCAUCCGCGUCGGGCCGUCGGCCGGCGCGCCCGUCGACCUUCUCGUGCGAUUGAUAUGAUGCCCAUCUCUUCGACAGAUGUGCGCCGUCUCGUCCAUGGCUCAGGCCUCGCGUCUGAGGUCGCGCGCAGGGUUCAGGAGGUGACCGGUUCAAGUUCGCCUGUGCCAGGCAACAGAGCACGGCCACGAGCGACCUCCCACUGCGGCCUGUCCGCGGCAGCCGGUGCGCUCGCUCACAUCCUCGUGCGGCUGCUGCUCAUCUCUAUAUUACACGAAUGAACUAGCUUGUGCUGCUAGCUAGUACUCCUCGUGGGUUGGUAGAUGGGUUGCUAGCUUCUGCUGCACACAUUCAAAGAGACAGAAAAAGAAGAGGAGGAUUGUUAUGACACAUGGGCCCUUGUAAUUUGCAAGACUAGUGCGUGAUCCUGGAUGGGAUCGUGUUUUCUCGUGAGCCAAACAAUCAGUUAGAAAAAAUCACCCGGAAUAGACCAGGAUUAAAGAGUAUAGGGUGCUAGUUUCCGGGAUUUUAAGUUCAAGGUUCAAUUCAGACUACGAGUACAAAUUCAAGGUUAUUUUUAGACUUUUUCCUUUUAUUUUAUUUGUGAACAUGCUUUUAUUUCACAAUUUAUUGACCUUUUUAGAUAGCCAAAAGCCAGGAAACAAGUGUACAUGUGUGUGAACGCCAACUAGAAAAAGACGUG
Messenger RNA from Triticum dicoccoides, 2951 nucleotides. Its product is annotated as zealexin A1 synthase-like. NCBI's taxonomy places the organism in Eukaryota, Viridiplantae, Streptophyta, Magnoliopsida, Poales, Poaceae. The record is from RefSeq and is a predicted model, not a curated record. Gene Ontology annotation, molecular function: heme binding; iron ion binding; monooxygenase activity. The coding region runs from base 5 to 1609 and encodes 534 amino acids. The transcript has 2 exons.